UCCCAUGCAAUUCUCGCCUAUUUUUCUCGACUUCACUUGCUCUGUGAUUAGCAUCUCUUCCAUCUCUCCGGUGGUUUUUCCUUUUUUCCGGCGUGUUUCUCCGUCAACAACCUUGUUCCUUCGCGAGUUUUCUUAUAGACUUUUAUUUGUUUUUCUUGUUCUUCGUUCUCUGAAGGCGUCAUCAUCUUGGUCCUGUGACUUGCUAUUAUAAAUCUCUGGUUUUUGGCUUGUUGAAUCUCUGUCUUCGUAGGAGAAUUUUGGUUCUUGUCAAGCUUUGUUUUUGAAUCUCUAUUGUUUGAAUCUGUUCUUCUGAAAUUUCGGUGUGGGAAUAGCUGAGUUACGUAGAGGCGAUCUAGCGUUCUUCUUCUCUUUCUCAGUUCUUUACUGCUUCUUUUGGGGGGGUGGCCGGGGCUCCGGCCUCGGCGUUUUUUAACGCCCCCUACUGCACAAACCAAAAAUUUAAACCCUUAGAUUCAGUUUUUUUACUAACCCAUACACAGAUCGGGGGAGAGAUGCCGGCCUUGACAUGCUACCUAGAUGCUGCAAUUCCUCUUGGUUAUGCUUUUGCCGGGGAUGGCUCUCUUCCCGCGCCGGAUAUACUUUCCGGUGCACCUCCGGCGACAAACACCACCACCACCACCUCCAUCCUCGACCACUCGCCCCAACUUUGGUCUCCAUCCCUGUCUGCCUCUCUGUACAGGAUUGAUGCCUGGGGUCCACCUUACUUCUCUGUCAACUCUUCCGGCGACAUUACCGUCCGUCCUUACGGUUCCGAUACUCUUCCUCACCAGGAGAUUGAUCUCAUGAAGGUUGUCAAGAAGGUUUCUGAACCGAAAUCCACCGGCGGAUUAGGUUUGCAGUUCCCUCUCAUUGUUCGCUUUCCAGAUGUCCUCAAGCACCGUCUCGAAUCUCUGCAGUCGGCGUUCGAUUAUGCUAUCCAUUCUCAAGGUUACGAAUCCCAUUACCAGGGUGUUUAUCCUGUUAAAUGCAACCAAGACCGUUUUAUUGUCGAAGACAUUGUUGAGUUCGGAUCGUCAUUCCGUUUCGGCCUCGAAGCCGGAUCCAAACCUGAGCUUCUCCUCGCGAUGAGCUGUCUGUGCAAGGGAAGUCCCGAGGCUUUCAUCAUCUGUAAUGGCUUCAAAGACGCAGAAUAUAUUUCACUUGCGCUGAUUGCGAGGAAGCUUAAUCUUGAUACGGUGAUCGUUGUUGAGCAAGAAGAAGAGGUUGAUUUGGUGAUAGAGAUCGGCCGAAAGCUGCUCGUCCGCCCUGUCAUCGGUCUGCGGGCGAAACUUCACACUAAGCAUUCUGGCCAUUUCGGAGCGACUUCUGGAGAGAAAGGAAAGUUUGGUUUGACGACGGUGCAGAUAUUGAAUGUAGUGAGUAAGCUUGAACAAGAAGGGAUGCUUGAUUGUCUGCAACUCCUGCAUUUUCACAUUGGAUCGCAGAUCCCUUCGACGACCUUGCUAGCCGAUAGUGUUGGUGAGGCUGCGCAGAUAUACUCCGAGCUGGUCUCUCUGGGUGCUUCCAUGCGAGUGAUUGACAUUGGUGGCGGCCUCGGCAUCGAUUACGACGGUUCGCGCUCCACCGACUCAGACCUCUCUGUUGGGUACGACCUUGAAGAGUACGCCGCCGCUGUAGUUCAAGCAAUCCGACAUGUUUGUGACCAGAAAUUUUUGAAGCACCCAGUGAUUUGCAGCGAGAGCGGGCGGGCAAUUGUGUCUCAUCACUCUGUUCUGAUCUUUGAGGCAAUGUCUGCUGCUGCAGCGAAUAAGCAGCCUAUGUCGUUAGACCUCGGACUACAGUACUUACUCGACGGAUUUUCUGAGGAAGCUCUAGCAGAUUACCGGAAUCUGACAGCAGCAGCUGUUCGCGGCGAUUCGGAUACCUGUUUGCUGUACUUUGAUCAGCUCAAGCAAAGGUGCGUCAAGCAGUUCAAGGAAGGCUCAUUGGGCCUUAAACAACUUGCAGCCGUAGAUGGUCUCCGUGAUUUAGUUUCGAAGGCGUUGGGAGCAUCAGAUCCAGUCCGCACAUAUCAUGUGAAUCUCUCUCUGUUCACUUCCAUCCCUGAUUUCUGGGCAAUUGGGCAGAUAUUCCCAAUAGUUCCAAUUCAUCGCCUCGAUCAACGCCCAGGGGUGAGGGGGAUACUAUCGGAUUUGACCUGCGACAGCGAUGGCAAGGUUGACAAGUUUAUUGGCGGUGAAUCGAGCUUGCCCCUGCAUGAGUUAGAUGGGGAAGGUGGUCGUGGUGGAGGAUAUUACUUGGGGAUGUUCUUGGGCGGAGCUUACGAGGAAGCGCUCGGUGGAUUGCACAACCUUUUCGGCGGCCCUAACGUGGUUCGGGUGUCGCAUAGCGAUGGACCCCACAGCUUCGCAUUAACUAGGGUGGUGCCAGGUCCGUCGUGUGGGGAUGUGCUACGGGCGAUGCAGCACGAACCUGAGCUCAUGUUCGAGGUACUCAAGCACCGUGUAGAGGAGUGCGGUCACGAGGACGAAAUGACCCGUGCCACUCUGGCUAGCGGGCUUGCCCGCUCCUUCCAUGCGAUGCCAUAUCUUACAUCAGCGGCUACUUGUGCGAUGGCAAACAAUAAUGCUUAUUAUUACUGCGGAGAAGCUAACAAUAGCGUCAAUGAAGACACUAGUGCUGCUGUUGCUGAGGAUGAGCAAUGGACCUAUUGUGUUGCUUGAGCUUCGCCAACAUCUUCUAUCUAUGGUUUGGUUUAUGUGUCAAUGGAGGUCGUCUGUGUUUUUUUUUUUCUUUCUUUGUUUUCAAGCAGGACUAAUUUCUGUAGUGGGAGGGGACGGGAACAGAAUCAAACUCCUCUGUAAUUAGGAUUCUAAUCCCCUUUUUAGUUUUCAAAUUAAUAGAUCUUUUUUCCUCUUUUUUUAA
Molecule: messenger RNA, 2886 nt
Organism: Macadamia integrifolia
Lineage: Eukaryota; Viridiplantae; Streptophyta; Magnoliopsida; Proteales; Proteaceae
Product: arginine decarboxylase-like
Biological process (GO): spermidine biosynthetic process; L-arginine catabolic process
Molecular function (GO): arginine decarboxylase activity
Source: RefSeq, a predicted model, not a curated record